Drosophila willistoni is the source of this 2999-nucleotide messenger RNA. Its product is annotated as trissin receptor. The record is from RefSeq and is a predicted model, not a curated record. Gene Ontology annotation, molecular function: G protein-coupled receptor activity; peptide binding. Lineage: Eukaryota; Metazoa; Arthropoda; Insecta; Diptera; Drosophilidae. The transcript has 9 exons. Bases 333 to 2654 code for a protein of 773 amino acids. Gene Ontology annotation, biological process: G protein-coupled receptor signaling pathway. Gene Ontology annotation, cellular component: membrane.
ACCAACAAAAAAUAAAGUUUCCAUGCAUGAGAAUAGUGAAUACAAACAGCAUAAAACUCCUGUGAAAUUGUCCUUUGCAUGUUAAAUCAUGUGGAAAACUAGCAUUCACAAAAUGCUUGAAACAAGCUAAAAAGCAAAGUCAAGACAAUGUUAAGAGGGCAUACAUAAAACUAUACCAAAAGCAAAAACAGAAUAGUCAAGGGUAAAACGGAGAAAAAAUUUAAUUUAAUUCAAAACUAAACACAUAAAAGAACAGUUUGGUUUUAAGAACUGUCAGCAGCAGCUACUUUUAACUGUUCACUUGGCUGCAUUGCAUUAUUAUUAUUGGCACUAUGAGAAGAAGAACAACAUCACUGGCAACAACGAUGCCAUUGACAAUGAUGAUAAUGAGAGAGAUGGCGUCCAAAGGACGACACCGACGCGGACGAAGACAGAGACAGGAAACGGAAGCAACUCAAAAGCAACGAGAACAACGAGAACAUAAACAACGAUGGCAAAGUGGCAGGGUAAACAUAUCAGCAGCUUAUGAUAAUGAUGAUGUUGAAUCUGAUGCCGAUGCCCAUGAUGAUGAUGAUGAUGAUGGCAAUGAUGAUGAUAAUGACAAUGUUCUUGGUGGCACUAACACCAACAACCGAGAGUGGCAUAAUCAAAACAGCAGCUCAACAAAUUAUAGCAUUUCCGGCUUAGGGCAACAAAAGCAGGAGCAGCAGCAGGAACAGCAACCCAAACCCACCCAGCAUCAAGAGCAACAACUCUAUCUACCCACCAAACCCAAUUCAUUUCCGUGGCAUCUCCUGCUUCUGCUGGUUGCAUUGUUUACCCUAACUUCAGCUGCAAAUGACUCCACAUAUGCCACUAGCUUGCAGCUUCAGCAGCGAUUGAAUGGCACCGAUUACACAUUACUCGACGACGAAACAACAACGACAACCCUGACAACAUUGGCCGGAGCUCUGGCAACAACGUCAUCGGCUAAAAAUACAGUGGCCAUCGAUUUGAUCGAAGAUGAAGAAGAUGCCGAAAAAGCUAGUGAAUAUAUUUUCGAUCGCACCGAUGUUCGCGUUAUAUUUAUCACACUAUAUACGAUUGUGUUCUGUUGCUGCUUUUUCGGCAAUCUGCUGGUCAUAUUGGUUGUAACUCUUUCACGUCGCCUGCGCUCAAUAACGAAUUUCUUUUUGGCGAAUUUGGCCUUUGCCGAUUUCUGUGUGGGCCUUUUCUGUGUGAUGCAAAAUCUGUCCAUUUAUCUUAUCGACAGCUGGGUCUUUGGCGAAUUUCUUUGUCGCAUGUAUCAGUUUGUUCAUUCAUUGAGCUAUACGGCGUCUAUAUUCAUUUUGGUUGUCAUCUGUAUGGAACGUUAUUUUGCCAUUGUCCAUCCAAUAACCUGUAAGCAAAUUUUAACUGCGGCACGUUUAAGGAUGGUCAUUGUCACAGUUUGGAUUACAUCGGCUGUCUACUCGACACCCAAAUUCGUCUUCAGUAAGACCAUCAAAAAUAUCCACACCCAGGAUGGCCAAGAGGAGGAGAUAUGUGUCCUUGAUCGUGAAAUGUUCAACUCCAAAUUAUUGGAUAUGAUUAAUUUUGUAUUACUGUACGUGAUGCCGCUGUUAGUAAUGACGGUGCUCUACAGUAAAAUUGCCAUCGCCUUGUGGCGUAGCUCACGCGGUCUCACACCGCAUGUGAUGCAGCAGCAACAACAACAGCAGCAGCAGCAGCAACAACCCGCCCAGGACAAUAGCAUGGGUAUGCACAACAGCAUGUACCAUCAUCAUCAUCAUCACCAGCACCAUCACAUGCAUAGUCUCCAUCAUCAUCAUCAUCAGCUGCCAGCCACAACUGUUGUAGGAGGUGGAGGAGCUGCUGUUGUUGCAUCUGGAGUAGGUGGCACUGGAAUUACAACAACGACGCUGGCUUCCGGCAGCAGCAGUUCCACGUCCUUGUCACGUAAACAGAGCAGUAAAUAUGAGAAACGCGGCGUCAGCAUCACGGAGAGUCAGGUGUCUCUGGAGGCGGAUCGACCCAUUGUGAGUGCUUGUCGCAAGACCAGUUUCUAUCAUCAUUCUCAUACGCAUCAUCAGCGACCGGGUAAUGGCGGCGGAGGCGGCAGCGGAGUGGGCAUGGCUGGCACCACACACAUGUCACACUCAUCGAGCAAUGUCCUGCGCGCUCGUCGAGGCGUCGUUCGUAUGUUGAUAAUAUUUGUGCUGACAUUUGCUCUCUGCAAUCUGCCAUAUCAUGCACGGAAAAUGUGGCAAUAUUGGUCACGUUCGUAUCGCGGUGAUUCCAAUUUUAAUGCGCUGCUAACGCCGCUCACCUUUCUGGUCACGUAUUUCAAUUCGGGUGUAAAUCCCCUGCUCUAUGCGUUCCUUAGUCGCAAUUUUCGUAAAGGCAUGAAGGAGCUGUUACUUUGCUCAUGGAAGAAGGGUAAAGGCAAGUCAUCAUCCAAUUCGUCGAUGCAUCACAAGCGUAAGGCCCUGCAGUUUUCUUUACCCCCAUUUAAUGCGAAACACUCUAGACCCACUCGCUGCCCACGGACACCACACACAUUGGCAACGAACAGCUAUGAUGGCCAAGCAUCUGGAAGACUCACUUUAAGGUCUUCGGUCGACGCUCUUAAAUCCCAUCCGAGAAUUACACUAGCUUCUAGUCAUCUUUCCUAGUCUCACAUAUGUAGCUAGCGAUAAUUUCAUUGUGAUUUUCUAAGAAGCCUAUUGCUUGAAUUGAAAUAAAAACGAAAUAAAAUAAAAAAUAUUAAUAAUUAUUAGAUUUACAUACAUAUAUACUAACUACUUGAAUACUCAAGACAACUAAGUCAAAUAGUUGUGUUUAAGAAGUUCAUUAAGAAGGUCAUGUUCUUUUUCUCUCUAUACGCCGCUUUCAUUAAGGCCAAAAAAGGAGAGAAAAAGAAAAUAAAUUGUAUAUUCUAUGUAACCAUAUUUAUGUACAUAUAUUUCAUAAUAUGGUUGCAAUAAUCUUGUCCAGUUUUUAAUGUAAGUUUAACUUUA